This is a messenger RNA of Patiria miniata (bat star), 3258 nucleotides long. It is a transcript of the gene ccdc149, whose product is annotated as coiled-coil domain-containing protein 149-like. Lineage: Eukaryota; Metazoa; Echinodermata; Asteroidea; Valvatida; Asterinidae. The coding region runs from base 23 to 2149 and encodes 708 amino acids. The transcript has 12 exons. The record is from RefSeq and is a predicted model, not a curated record.
GUCGCUGCAUAUCCCAUAUGCCAUGUAUGCGCUUUUGCGACAGUGGCCGGCUUAUACCUUACAUGGCUUAGCGUUUCUAGUUUUUGUCGAUAUUACUUGUUUACGCACCAGCAGUAUGGCAGCGUCUGACCGCAAGAAAGCACAAAAGUCAGCUCUUAAUAUAAAAAGCCAGAAGGAUUGGCAUACCCUUUGUAGUGAGUACAAUCUUUGCAAGCGCAAGCUGCAAGCUAAGAAGGAUGCGUUACUUAUCCUGGCAGAGGAACUAGACAAUGUACGACAAGAGAAAGAUGCCUUCCGGCUGAUGGCUGAACAGCUGAGAGAGAAAUACCAAGCACUCAAGAAACAGUGUGCAGACAGAGAAAGGGCUUUGGGGUUGUCAUUGAAUGAGAGUGAUCCAUUAUCUGAGAGACGAAACCACAGUUUGGUUCAAGUGUUACGGGAGUCCAGGGAGCAAAACAAGAAGGCAGAAGCCAAAAUCGCAGACUUGGAACAGAAUCUAGCGGAGGCACAAGGAGAUAUCAAGCUUUUGAGAGAGAAUAUAGCAAGACAGAGAAUAGGAGAUGAUGGAAUAGGGACCAGACACUUCCCAGCUCAUGAGAGGGAAGAGCUAGUCAACCAGCUAGAAGCAGCAAGAGAACAGCUGCAGGCAUUAGAACGAGACCUUGUGGCUAAGAUUGAUGAGCAAACGGAGCUAGUUACAGAGAGAGGUUACUUCCGAGAUAAAGCUGACCGUUUGAAUCAGGAACUCAACUAUGUGCUGGGAGGAGACGAGAAGAGAAUAGUGGAUAUUGAUGCACUGACUAUGGAGACUAAGUAUUUGAAGGAGAGAUUAAAGCAAGCACAGGAAGAGAAGAGUGUAGCUCAGGCAGCUGUUGCUAAAUACAAGGCAGCAAUUGAAAGGCGAAGAGGCAAACAUUCUAUCAAGUUAGGCUCAACCAGCAGUGGAGGACUUCUUGUAUCUCCUAAGCAAGUUGAGCAAUUACUCGCUGAGGGUAAGUCUGGUGGUAUUGCUGCAACACCUUCAUCUGUUGCUGACCUGCAGUCCCUGGCUACAGCACUCCUAGAAACCAUACAUGAUAAGAAUAUGGCAGUCAACCAUCAUCGAAAUACAAACAAAAUACUUGGUAAUCGUGUGGCAGAGCUAGAGAAGAAGUUGAAGACGCUUGAGAUAUCUGGACUGUGGAAUCUACCUCCUGGAAGAAAUGCUGCCUUUGUAGCCAGUGAGGUCAAGAACAUGAUGGCUGGUCAGUCCUCACUGGUUCCCCGCCAAGCAUCCAAUGCCAGUGAUGAUUCAAACCUAGCAGGAUUGGAGAGUGGUACCAGUUUACCGGAAUCAUUGGAUUCCAGUACACAGAGUUCUCCCAGUCACUGUCAGAGCAGCUUACAUCUUGGCAAUGAUGAGGAUAAAAACGAUAUGGUGGCACUGAGACAUGGAAAAGAUGCUACUCAUCAGUUGCUACAGGUGGAUGACAUUGGUGAAUUGAUGCAUCAAGCACGUGAUGAUACAGCAUGUGUGCAUUCAGGCAGUAUGGAAUCACCCCUAUCUACGGAUGAUGGUCAUCACUGGCAUGAUACAUUGACAUGUGAACACCGUGCACCAGUGGAGCUACCACCCAGCACAGAGACCGCUGAUAGGCCAGCCACACCCGUCAGCCAUGAUGGAUCUGAGCUAGAUAUGGAGGAACCCAAGGAAUCGGACUCACUACUAGAUCAAGCCAUGGCAGACUCACCUAGAUUGGGUACUGACUCUUCCUUGGAUCUGGACCCUGAACUCCCAUCAGCUGAUAGACUGUAUCAUGAUGAGAGGACUGACAUGACAGAACUGUCUGGUUCUGUAGAUGAACUUGAAUGCUUGAAUCAGGAAGAGCUAGAUAACAGUGACAUUGAACUACCAUCUUAUCAUACAUCAAACAUGCCAACUAUGCCCACUGAGCUACAGGAGAGCUUAGACACAGUGGGAGAUUUGCUGGAGACUGUUUCAGAUAAACUAUCCUGUAGAAGUCGAGAGUUACUGCCUCCUAGGGAGUCUGAUACCUCAUCUCCAGGAUCUGGAUCCCCAUUGUUAUCCAGAGAUAGACAGGUACCUGUUGACAAGUCAAUACGAGCACAUACCAUUGGUCCUGUAGACACUGCUCCACAUUGUGUCUAAAAAACCCUCCAUAAUAAUAUUAGAGUGUUAUUUAAAGUACUAUAUUUAUUGCCCAAAAUGCUGUCCAAAUGGCAGUUUCUAUGGAAAGCAGAAUAUAACAAUGUAUAUAUUUAUUUAAAAAUCUUAUUUUGUUUUCUUUUAUCAGGCAAAAAGGUAAUAUUGGAAAUAGUUUUCAUUCUUUUGUCAGAGUUGUAAUUGAGUUAUCUUCAAGUCAAAGCCCAAGUCAAAUCACAAGUAAUACGAGGUGAUCAAUGACAAGAAGAAUGUAUGUCUCAAAGUUCAUUUGAAUAGUUUGUCACUUUACUUGAGACUGGACAUGUGAUGUACGUGACUAGGGAAGUGACAUUUACACGUUUAAAUGAUUAUAAACGAAAACAAUUCAAAAUCCGUUUACAAAUAUUGCAAAACGAUUAAACGAAACCUGAAUUGUAAAAAAGGGACCUACAUUCACAUGAUGUUUAACAUGCGUUUAACAUACAUAGCGUAAGUUAUUAAUGAUGUUUUCAAACCUAUUUAAUUUACAAAACCUGAGAAGCAGUGCAAUACUUGAUUACACAUUUGGGGUAUACGUAGGCCUUGUUAAGUUUUUCAAAAGCUUAAGGCUUUGACUGCCAUUGUUGAUUUAUCAUGUCAAUGACGCCGGUCUGCAGACAUAAUGAACGUGCGUCGGCCUUUGUGAAUGGCUAUACGUUUAAAUGGUUCUUGAAAUAUUCUUGAACGUUUACAAAAUUAAAUGCAAGGUCACAUCCUUAGAUGUGACUUGUGUUUGUCCUGUCACUUGUGAUGACUUGUGAUGACAUGAUAACAACUCUGGCUUCUUUGGUGCAUUGGUGAGACCAUUUCAUGUCUUAUUACUUAUAACCAUAUGACACAAGUCUUGGUCUUGAGUUUCUUAAUGCUCAACUUGCCCAGAUUAUUGAGAGCAGUGUGUGGAUGUGGUUUGCAUGAACUUAAUGCUGAAUACAAUGUAGCUCUGCCUCCAUAUUUCAUCUGGAUUCUGAAUUAUCUGCUAAUACAUGAAUUGUUCAAACUGUAUUCCAAAGUAAUGUUGUCAAAUUCCUUAAAAAGCAAGGUACAUGUACAGUAUGUGAAAAAGAAAAGUGUUUGUA